Messenger RNA from Puntigrus tetrazona (Sumatra barb), 1947 nucleotides. It is a transcript of the gene schip1, whose product is annotated as schwannomin interacting protein 1. Bases 163 to 1530 code for a protein of 455 amino acids. Gene Ontology annotation, cellular component: cell junction; plasma membrane. The record is from RefSeq and is a predicted model, not a curated record. The transcript is spliced from 12 exons. Gene Ontology annotation, biological process: positive regulation of hippo signaling. Lineage: Eukaryota; Metazoa; Chordata; Actinopteri; Cypriniformes; Cyprinidae.
UGAGACCGCUCCUCAAUGAUCAGCCGCAGCGCGUUCGGCUCCGCUGUCUGCUGCCGUCUGUUGUCAUAGAAACGGCCAUCAGCCGAGAGACGAAGGCUGUCCUCCACAGCGCCAGCGGAAACAAGACCAGUCGUCGGAGCCUGGUCUGGUCAUCAGGACGAGAUGGAUCUGCUCGAGCAGCGCUCCGCUCAGGAGGAGCUCCAGACGUCUCAGAGGACAGAUUGUUUGAACGACGGAGGAUAUGAACUGCAGAAUCAUCAGAUGGCGACGGACGUGGAGAAUAACAUCACAGUGAACACACAUCCUCUGGAGAGCACAGUACUCAUCAUCCAGCAUGACUGGCGAGACUUCCUGCAGACACAGGAUAUCCUGGAGAAGAGAAGCCCCUCCCCUCCCUCUGAGUCCUCAGACAAGAUGAGCACGUCCAUCAGCAUGACCACCCUAUCAGACGGCAGCACCCCGGAUUACCGGGAGGAUGGCAUGGAUCUGGGCAGCGAUUCCUCCAGUCGCUCCAGCUCUGAGUCCAACUCCAACAAGGUGACGCCCUGCUCCGAGUACAAGUCCUCUCCCAGCCUGGAGCUGGCGGGGCUGGAGGACUACGAGGAGGACGAGGACUGGGAGAGGGAGUACACGGACCCCGGCCCUCUCAGAGCCUCCUCCGGGCCCCGGCAGCCCGUCCAGAUCAAGACUAACAGAGCGGAGAACGUGGAGGAGAGCCAGCUUCCGGCCAUGGACUGGGCAGCUCUGGAGAGACACCUGGCCGGCCUUCAGUGCAGAGAACAGCAGAACCACAACCACGGCCUGAUCCGGACCAACUCCACCAACGCCCAGAAGAAUGAGCGGGAGUCUAUCCGUCAGAAGCUGGCUCUGGGCAGUUUCUUUGACGAUGGCCCAGGAAUCUACAGCAGCUGCAGCAAGAGCGGCAAACCCAGCCUGUCGUCACGGCUCCAGAGCGGGAUGAACCUGCAGAUCUGCUUCGACAACGACAGCGGCAGCGACAAAGACAGCGACGCGGACGACAGCAAGACAGAGACCAGCCUGGACACUCCGCUGUCUCCCAUGAGCAAACAGAGCUCGUCCUACUCAGACCGAGACACCACGGAGGAUGACUCGGAGUCUCUGGAGGACAUGGACUUCUUGAGCCGGCAGAAGAAGCUGCAGGCCGAGGCCAAGCUGGCCCUAGCGAUGGCCAAACCCAUGGCCAAGAUGCAGGUGGAGGUGGAGAAGCAGAACCGCAAGAAGUCUCCUGUGGCCGACCUGCUUCCUCACAUGCCGCACAUCAGCGAGUGUCUGAUGAAGAGGAGUCUGAAGCCGGCGGAUCUCAGAGACAUGACCCUGGGUCAGCUGCAGGUCAUCGUCAACGACCUUCACUCGCAGAUCGAGGGUCUGAACGAGGAGCUGGUGCAGCUGCUGCUGAUGAGGGACGAGCUUCACAUGGAGCAGGACGCCAUGCUGGUGGACAUCGAGGACCUGACCAGGCACGCUCAGAGCCAGCAGAAGCACCUGGCCGAGAAGACGCUGUCCAAAUGAAGCCGCUGUCCACACCUCCACUCAUCAGUAUAGACAGACACCUUUCCUUUGCUUCUGUGGUUCAUAACUGCCGACCGCUCACGUCCUCACACACUAAACGCAGGCCAGAGUCCAGAUCCCCGCCGAGAAGCGUCAGAACAAACACCUGAAGAAGAGCAGAACGUUUGGACAGUAUUCGAGACGCCUCCGGAGCCGGCGACGGAGAGGACCCAUGCCUGCCUUGUAGUCGACUUAUAGCUUUUGGUAACGUUCACUCCGAUUGGUCUUCAACAUUUUGUGAAUGUUGAUUCUGACACGAGUCAUCCGAAUAAGUGUGUUCAUAUCAUUUUCAUUCUAUUGUAUUCAGAUUCUUUAUUUGAGGGAGAUGCUUAUGUACAGAUAUGUAUAAAAUAAGAAAAAAUAAAACUUUGUUUCAUA